Phanerochaete carnosa HHB-10118-sp is the source of this 699-nucleotide messenger RNA. RefSeq lists its product as uncharacterized. Gene Ontology annotation, molecular function: FAD binding. Bases 118 to 699 code for a protein of 193 amino acids. The transcript is spliced from 3 exons. Lineage: Eukaryota; Fungi; Basidiomycota; Agaricomycetes; Polyporales; Phanerochaetaceae. The record is from RefSeq and is a predicted model, not a curated record.
GACACGUACCGAGGGUGGGAGGGUGGUCGGCACGCUGGAAUAGCUCGAGACCAAGUCCGCGCUCAGGGAAUAUAUAGUGGGCCCUGCGGCUUAUGUGGGUCUCCGGAUACUCCAACAAUGGCGAAUCUGAAUAUCCAAGGCAAGGUCCUCACCCCAGCGUCAGGCGAGGCCUACACCACCGCGCUCACGCGCCUCUCAGAACUGUCGCAGCUGCCCGCAGGCUACAUCGUGCAGCCAUCAAACUAUGCCGACGUCGCUGCCGCAGUCAAGUUCGCGCAGGCACAGAGCCCGCCCUUCGAGAUCGCCGUCAAGGGUGGCGGCGCGCACAGCGCGACGUGGGCAAGCUCCUCGGGCGGGGUCGUGAUUGAUCUCGGCACGCUGCGGCACGUCGCGGUGGCGCCCGACCGGCAGAGCAUCGUCGUGCAGGGCGGCGCGCUCUGGGGCGAUGUAUACGAGGUGACCGCGAAAGAGGGCCUCGACGUUGCCGGCGGGUCGCUGUGGUUCGUCGGCGUCGGCGGGUUACGACCGGCGGUGGUCGUCCUCGCAGACGGGCGCAUCGUGAAGACGAGCAAGGACGAGGAGCCGGACUUGUUCUGGGCCAUCCGCGGGGGGAGCGGGAAGUUUGGUGUUGUUGUGGAGUUUGUCUUCAAGCUUCAAGGCCUAUCCAUCUCAGGGUCCCAGUCAUCAACCACCCCCUGA